Messenger RNA from Limanda limanda (common dab), 394 nucleotides. It is a transcript of the gene rpl39, whose product is annotated as ribosomal protein L39. The transcript is spliced from 3 exons. Gene Ontology annotation, molecular function: structural constituent of ribosome. The coding region runs from base 99 to 254 and encodes 51 amino acids. Gene Ontology annotation, biological process: translation. Gene Ontology annotation, cellular component: cytosolic large ribosomal subunit; ribosome. The record is from RefSeq and is a predicted model, not a curated record. NCBI's taxonomy places the organism in Eukaryota, Metazoa, Chordata, Actinopteri, Pleuronectiformes, Pleuronectidae.
UCAGCUCGUUCUCCGGACGCCUAUUGGAUAAAAGCGUGAACGUCACUUCCUUCUUUCUCUUCGUCCUCCGCCAUAGUGGGGAAAGGAUUGUGGACAAAAUGUCGUCCCACAAGACGUUCAGGAUCAAGCGCUUCCUCGCUAAGAAGCAGAAGCAGAACAGGCCGAUUCCUCAGUGGAUCAGAAUGAAGACUGGCAACAAGAUCAGGUACAAUUCCAAGAGGAGACACUGGAGGAGGACCAAGCUUGGCCUGUAAGCACAAGGGUCCCUGGAUCCCAGCGCCCCCCCUCUACCCCAACGUCUGCCAGGAACUCCAGCUGCUGUGCCUGACCGCAGGGAGGGAGCCAUGUUAUCUCGUCAUGUUUGAUAAUAAAAGAUCUGUGAUCAAACUUGAAA